This is a messenger RNA of Harmonia axyridis, 948 nucleotides long. RefSeq names its product cuticle protein 8-like. Bases 90 to 851 code for a protein of 253 amino acids. The transcript has 2 exons. Gene Ontology annotation, cellular component: extracellular matrix. Lineage: Eukaryota; Metazoa; Arthropoda; Insecta; Coleoptera; Coccinellidae. The record is from RefSeq and is a predicted model, not a curated record.
UCGGAUUUCAUCAUCAGACCACUGCCAAUUUCAGUAUAUAUACCUCGAACUGAAUGAGUCAAUAUCAUACUAACUAGUGCAGUUUAAUUAUGGCAUUCAAAUUCGUGACUUUCGCCGCCCUUGUGGCUGUUGCCCGUGCUGGUGUCCCCUUGGGAUAUGCCGCUGCUCCAGCUGUUUCCUACUCCAGCAUCUCAGCUCCAGUUGGCCACUACGCCGCACCAGCUGUAGCCCAAGUUGCAUCAUACGCAGCUCCAGCUGUUUCCUACUCCAGCAUCUCAUCACCAGUGGCUCACUAUGCUGCUCCAGCUGUUGCUAAAGUAGCCACCUACUCUGCUCCAGUCGCCCACACUUACUCUUAUGCUCCAUCUGUCCAGACCUAUUCAUCUCCAAUUGCCCAUACUUAUGCCGCCGCCCCAGUAGCUUAUGCUGCCGCCCCAGCUAUCACCAAAUACGCUGCUCCUCUUGCCUACGCCACCCCAGUUGCCAAAACUAUUGUUGCCGAACCAGAAGCACCAGCUAACUACGAUUUUGGAUACUCCGUCAACGACCCCCACACCGGAGACAGCAAAUCCCAACAAGAAUCUCGCCACGGUGAUGUUGUCCAAGGAAGCUACUCCCUCAUCGAAUCCGAUGGAACCAAACGUACCGUAGAAUACACCGCUGAUGCCCACAAUGGUUUCAACGCUGUUGUACACAAAGAACCAGCUACCGUAGCUGUCAAAGCCGCCGUACCAGUUGUUGCCAAAUAUGCUGCACCAGCUAUCUCCUAUGCUGCCCCAGUUGCCAAAGUAGCUUAUGCUGCUGCACCAGCCAUCUCCUACGCUGCUGCCCCAGCACUUUACCAUCAUUAAAUGAUGGACAUCGACCAUUUUUAUUGUAAAUAGAUUGUUUUAUUUAUUUUGGCAAAUAUGCCAGAGAUUCUUGAGUAAAGUUCUUAUAUUUAUUUAA